CCGGCCGCUGGGGGAGGAGGAGGGGAGCUGGCAGCCAGGGCAGCUCGGUGACGAGGCUGGCCAGCCAAACGGAGGUGGCUGCGCUGCCCGCUGCCCACGAUGGGGGGACAGAUCACCCGGAGUACCGUCCAAGACUCCAUUGGGGGCUCAUUCCCUGUCACCUCCCACCGAUGCCACCACAAGCAGAAGCACUGCCCUCCAGUGCUGUCUGGUGGUGGGCUUCCGGCUACACCAUUGCUCUUCCACCCACACACCAAGGGCUCCCAGAUCCUCAUGGACCUCAGCCACAAGGCCGUCAAGAGGCAGGCCAGCUUCUGCAAUGCCAUCACCUUCAGUAACCGCCCGGUCCUCAUCUACGAGCAAGUCAGGCUGAAGAUCAUCAAGAAGCAGUGCUGCUGGAGCGGGGCCCUGCGACUGGGCUUCACAAGCAAGGACCCAUCCCGCAUCCACCCUGACUCACUGCCCAAGUACGCCUGCCCUGACCUGGUGUCCCAGAGUGGCUUCUGGGCCAAAGCGCUACCUGAGGAGUUUGCCAAUGAGGGCAACAUCAUUGCCUUCUGGGUGGACAAGAAGGGCCGUGUCUUCUACCGCAUCAACGACUCCACUGCUAUGCUCUUCUUCAACGGGGUCCGCACGGCUGACCCACUCUGGGCCCUGGUGGACGUCUACGGCCUCACGCAGGGCGUCCAGCUGCUUGACAGCGAGCUGGUGCUCCCGGACUGCCUGCGGCCGCGCUCCUUCACCGCCCUGCGGCGGCCGUCGCUGCGGCGAGAGGCGGACGAGGCGCGACUCUCUGUGAGCCUGUGCGACCUCAACAUGCCGGGCGCCGACGGCGACGAGGGCGCGCCGGCCGCCGGCUGCCCCAUCCCGCAGAACUCGCUCAACUCGCAGCACAGCCGCGCGCUGCCCGCGCAGCUCGACGGCGACCUGCGCUUCCACGCGCUGCGCGCCGGUGCGCACGUCCGCAUCCUGGACGAGCAGACGGUGGCGCGCCUGGAGCACGGGCGCGACGAGCGCGCGCUCGUCUUCACCAGCCGGCCGGUGCGCGUGGCCGAGACCAUCUUCGUCAAGGUCACGCGCUCGGGCGGCGCGCGACCCGGCGCGCUCUCCUUCGGCGUCACCACGUGCGACCCUGGCACGCUGCGGCCAGCGGACCUGCCCUUCAGCCCCGAGGCCCUGGUGGACCGUAAGGAGUUCUGGGCCGUGUGCCGCGUGCCGGGGCCCCUGCACAGCGGCGACAUCCUGGGCCUGGUGGUCAAUGCCGACGGCGAGCUGCACCUCAGCCACAACGGCGCCGCCGCCGGCAUGCAGCUGUGCGUGGACGUCUCGCAGCCGCUCUGGAUGCUCUUCAGCCUGCACGGGGCUGUCACGCAGAUCCGCAUUCUCGGCUCCACUAUCCUGGCAGAGCGGGGCAUCCCAUCACUCCCCUGCUCUCCCGCCUCCACGCCGACUUCGCCCAGUGCCCUGGGCAGCCGCCUCUCUGACCCCCUGCUCAGCACGUGCAGCUCUGGAGCUCUGGGAAGCUCUACUGGUGGCACAACCCCCAACUCGCCAGUGAGCCUGCCUGAGUCACCCCUGACCCCAGGCACGGGCCAGUGGAGCGAUGAGUGUACCAUUUGCUAUGAGCAUGCGGUGGACACAGUCAUCUACACAUGUGGCCACAUGUGCCUCUGUUACGCCUGCGGCCUGCGCCUCAAGAAGGCUCUGCACGCCUGCUGCCCCAUCUGCCGCCGCCCCAUCAAGGACAUCAUCAAGACCUACCGCAGCUCCUAGCCCAGUGCCAUGCCCUGCCCCAUGCGCCCACCUCCUCAGACUGGCUCAGUUCCAGCUGAGGGGCAAGCCGACAGGGCCCUUCUCUUCUUCCUCUUUUUGGAAACUCUUUUCCCUUCUCCAUUAAACAUGGGAAACUGAGGCCCCUCAAGCUUUGGAGAGACAGAGGGGGUGUCAGGCAGGGAGGCGGGGGCAUAAGCAGAUUGCCUGGCAGAGGGGAGGGGAGGAGUCCCUAUCUUUCCCUUCUCUGCACCUGAUUUUUCCCCGCAUGCUGGGGGGUAAAUUGGAGUCUCGGCCUAUCCUAGUCUUGCCCCAUCUGGGGCCAGACUCUCGGAGGUCCCUGUAGUCUAUGUGGCAUCUUUGUGAGGAGUAAAAAACGCUCCCCUUCCUCUGGGCAGAUGUGCUUGGCUAGUGGAGUAUAGACUGCAUCUUAGCCUCCAUUUGCUGCUUCCGUCAGCUGCCCUUGAGCAGCGCACAACCUGCUCAGCAGCAGCUCUGGCAGGCAGCUCCUCAGCUGCUUUUUGCUCUCUCGCUUGUGCCACCUCCUUCUUCCUCUCUUCCCUGCUCUUUGGGCCUGGCAGCCAGGAGUCAGAGACCAGUGGAUGCCCUUCGCCCAUGGACAGGCUGCAGCCUCCAUGCCAAGUCUCUCUUCCACCCACCUAAGAUGGGUGGAUGUAUAGGCUGCAGAAGGCUCCCAGCUCUCUGUCCCUGGCCCCCUGGCCUGGCUGAGAUGGGGAGGCCCCUUCCUGGCUGUAGCCUUUCUGUCCCAAUCAUCUCACUGGCUGCCACUGCCCAGGGGUGGCUGUUUGGUAUGGGCUGGGGAGUGGGGUCCGUCCUCUGUUACGGUCUCCAAGAACAAGUUUGCAGCCACCUUCCCUGACCUGUUCUCCCACAUCUCAUUGCUGACCUGGGCUGAUGCUCAGGAUGGCUGUAGCAUCCCUGGGAGGGGGCCAGGGGCCUGGGUUGGUGGGGAGCUUCCCUGGGUAAGAUCGGCCUUUCCUCUUAUAUUUAUUUAUUUAUUAGGUUUGUGGGUUCUUUUGUUUUGUUUUUGUGGUUGAGUUCCCAUCACUGGGGCCCCUAGAAAUGCUGUCCUGGUGAGCAGGGGCCUCAGAAGUAUAGUUUUCAUUCAAAACCUUCCCCAGACUCCAGCCUCAAAGCCCACAGCUGGCCCUGCUCACUGUGAAUUGGAACUCCAGAAUGAAUUGGACUUAGAAGAAGGGGCCGAGUUGGGAGACCUCCUGAUGAAUUAUGUCCAUUUUAUAGAAGGGCACACAAAGCCCCUUUAGUGGAGUGACCUGGAGUUGGAGGGUCACUUGGACCCUCAAAGUGCCCUUCUUCCCUGGGCUGGAGCAGGGUCAUCAUGGGUUGGCUCAGAUGCAUGAGGGGAGCCCAGCUUGGGGCUAGGGAACAGGGCUCGGGGGGGCUUGUCAUGGCAGGACAAGGGGCUUAUUAGGAAAGACUCUCCAUCCUGGGAAGAUGAGAAGGAAAGGAGCCAGGCUCCCAACACCCUGGUUCUGGGGUGAGCGAAUGCCCCCCUACCCUUAGGGUACAGUCAUCUCAGCCCUGCCCGCCCUGUCCUGAUGGCUGAGGACUGGUUUCACCUCUUCCCCCUUACUGGCUUUUUUGUGCCCAUCAGAGAGUGCUUCUCCAUAUGACAGGCAGAGUGUGGGGCUGGUGGUCAGGUCACUAGGACUCUAGUCCUGGCCACUGACCAGCUGUGUGGCCCUGGCCAGUUCAGAGCCCUUUCAAGCCUCAGCUUCCACUUCUGUAAAAUGGUCAUGUGGGUGUCAGGCAGACUCUGGCAAGUUCUUUGGAGAGAGGCUGCAAUGGCAUGGUGCAACAGGAGAGCACUGGGUAGUGGCCCCGUCUGGCCAGGGGACCCACCUCAGAGGCAAAGAGAGAUCUCAAGAGGCAGGGGCUUUGUGGCCUGAGGGUCUGAAGAGGAAGCCAUGCGUCCCAUUAUCUCUGUUAGUGCGUGGAGGGGAGGGGGAGCAGCCCUGCCUCCCUUUGUGAAUUCCGGUCUCUGUGAUUGUGAAAUAAAGGUGAUUUCGUACCAGCCUGAGGGCUGUGUUG
Loxodonta africana (African savanna elephant) is the source of this 3843-nucleotide messenger RNA. It is a transcript of the gene NEURL1, whose product is annotated as neuralized E3 ubiquitin protein ligase 1. Gene Ontology annotation, molecular function: ubiquitin protein ligase activity. Gene Ontology annotation, biological process: negative regulation of Notch signaling pathway. The transcript has 6 exons. Gene Ontology annotation, cellular component: plasma membrane; postsynaptic density. Bases 100 to 1773 code for a protein of 557 amino acids. The record is from RefSeq and is a predicted model, not a curated record. Lineage: Eukaryota; Metazoa; Chordata; Mammalia; Proboscidea; Elephantidae.